This is a messenger RNA of Sipha flava (yellow sugarcane aphid), 1485 nucleotides long. RefSeq names its product tubulin beta chain-like. The record is from RefSeq and is a predicted model, not a curated record. The coding region runs from base 185 to 1303 and encodes 372 amino acids. Gene Ontology annotation, cellular component: microtubule; cytoplasm. Gene Ontology annotation, biological process: mitotic cell cycle; microtubule cytoskeleton organization. Gene Ontology annotation, molecular function: GTPase activity; structural constituent of cytoskeleton; GTP binding. Lineage: Eukaryota; Metazoa; Arthropoda; Insecta; Hemiptera; Aphididae. The transcript is spliced from 5 exons.
UUAUGUUGAUUCAUGCAUAAUACACUUUUGGGAAGUUAUAUCUGAUGAACAUGGUAUUGAUCCAACCGGUUCAUACCACGGUGAUUCUGAUCUGCAGUUAGAAAGAAUCAAUGUCUACUAUAGCGAAGCACUUGGCGGGAAGUAUGUACCGCGGGCAGUCCUCGUAGAUUUGGAACCAGGCACUAUGGACUCCGUGAGAUCAGGUCCUUUUGGUCAGAUAUUUCGACCAGAUAACUUUAUUUUCGGACAGUCCGGUGCCGGCAACAAUUGGGCCAAAGGUCAUUACACAGAAGGUGCUGAACUGGUGGAUUCAGUGUUGGAUGUAGUCAGGAAAGAAGCGGAAAGUUGUGAUUGCCUGCAAGGUUUCCAAUUGACCCAUUCGUUGGGCGGCGGAACCGGUUCUGGUAUGGGAACUCUUAUGAUAUCGAAAAUCCGUGAAGAAUAUCCGGAUCGAAUCAUGACCACGUACAGCAUUGUCCCUUCGCCCAAGGUGUCCGACACCGUGGUGGAACCGUACAAUUCCACGUUGUCCGUGCACCAGCUAGUGGAGAAUACGGACGAAACGUUUUGCAUCGACAACGAGGCGUUGUACGACAUAUGCUUCCGAACGUUAAAGCUCACCACGCCCACGUACGGCGACCUGAAUCACCUGGUGUCGGCGGCCAUGUGCGGCGUGACCACGUGCUUCCGGUUUCCCGGGCAGCUCAACUCAGACCUCCGGAAGCUGGCCGUCAACAUGGUGCCGUUCCCGCGGCUCCACUUCUUCAUCACCGGGUUCGCGCCGCUCACGUCGCGCGGCAGCCAACAGUACCGCGCGCUCACCGUGCCGGAGCUGGUGCAACAGAUGUUCGACGCCAAAAACAUGAUGGCCGCGUGCGACCCCCGACAUGGCCGUUACCUGACCGCGGCCAGCAUAUUCCGCGGCCGCAUGUCAAUGAAGGAAGUGGACGAGCAGAUGCUCAACGUGCAGACCAAGAACUCCAGCUACUUCAUCGAGUGGAUACCGAACAACACCAAGACGGCCGUGUGCGACAUACCGCCCCGGGGCCUGAAAAUGUCGGCCACGUUCAUUGGCAACACUACGGCCAUCCAGGAGAUGUUCAAACGCGUGGCCGAACAGUUUACGUCCAUGUUCCGGCGCAAGGCGUUCUUGCAUUGGUACACCGGCGAGGGCAUGGACGAGUUGGAGUUCACAGAGGCCGAGUCCAACAUGAAUGACCUGGUGUCCGAGUACCAGCAGUACCAGGACGCGACCGUCGAAGAGGAAGGAGAAGGAGACGAGGACGAGGACGCUGAAGCGUAAACGCCCUUUUGACAUCGAUAUACAACUCGUAGCGCACGUACAAUGUGCAAUGCAGUUCACGCGAUGUUCACGCACCCACAAUUCGAUAAAAAUCAAAACCAAUAUCAAGCCUCGCUGAACUUCUGUUGAAACAACUAUACUCUAAUACAUCUAUACAUUCAUUAAAUACUUCAUUAAUUAUA